GAACUCAGUGGCGCUUUCCCUGGAACCUGAGCUCGCCGCGUCGUCCUCUUCCUUCUCCGUCUCCGUUUUAUUUAUUUAUUUCUGUUCCCGCUGCCGUUCUCGGUGACCUUCACUCCUCCGCGGGCUCCGGGCAGAAGAGUCGCUUUCUCGCCCGCCUGAGACUCUUUUCCUCGCGCCAGGAGCUGCGGUGGCGCUGCUGUGCCCCGGGGGCUCUGGGACUGCCGGACUGCACACUCCACCGAGGUGCCCUCCGACCCCACCCCCACCAGCCUCCUCCCUCUUUUUGAUUUUCUGGUGCGGGUUUCUGCUUGUACCGCCAAGUGUAUCUCCCCUUUUUGGAGGGGCUGGGGAGUUCCUGCCGGACGUCUUGGAGAGUCAUCCUCUUGGCUCUACCUACUCUUCUCUCUCCGGGUCUCACCCAACCAAACCAAAGACCAUGGUGCACUGUGCCGGCUGCAAAAGGCCCAUCCUGGACCGCUUCCUCUUGAACGUGCUGGACAGGGCCUGGCACGUCAAGUGCGUCCAGUGCUGUGAAUGUAAAUGCAACCUGACAGAGAAGUGCUUCUCCCGGGAAGGCAAGCUCUACUGCAAGAACGACUUCUUCCGGUGUUUCGGUACCAAAUGCGCCGGCUGCGCGCAGGGCAUCUCCCCCAGCGACCUGGUGCGGAGAGCGCGAAGCAAAGUGUUUCACCUGAACUGCUUCACCUGCAUGAUGUGCAACAAGCAGCUCUCCACCGGCGAGGAGCUUUAUAUCAUCGAUGAAAACAAGUUCGUCUGCAAAGAGGAUUACCUAAGCAACAGCAGCGUCGCCAAAGAGAACAGCCUCCACUCGGCCACCACGGGCAGUGACCCCAGUUUGUCUCCGGACUCCCAAGACCCGUCGCAGGACGACGCCAAGGACUCAGAGAGCGCCAAUGUGUCGGACAAGGAAGGCGGCAGCAAUGAGAACGAUGACCAGAACCUGGGGGCCAAGCGGAGGGGGCCGCGCACCACCAUCAAAGCCAAGCAGCUGGAGACGUUGAAGGCCGCCUUCGCCGCUACACCCAAGCCCACGCGCCACAUCCGCGAGCAGCUGGCUCAAGAGACCGGCCUCAAUAUGCGUGUCAUCCAGGUCUGGUUCCAGAACAGACGCUCCAAGGAAAGGAGGAUGAAACAGCUGAGCGCCCUGGGCGCCCGACGCCACGCCUUCUUCCGCAGUCCGCGCCGGAUGCGGCCGCUCGUGGACCGCCUGGAGCCGGGCGAGCUCAUCCCCAACGGGCCCUUCUCCUUCUACGGAGAUUACCAGAGCGAGUAUUACGGGCCCGGAGGCAACUACGACUUCUUCCCGCAAGGUCCCCCGUCCUCGCAGGCUCAGACCCCAGUGGACCUGCCCUUCGUGCCGUCAUCCGGGCCUUCCGGGACACCCCUGGGUGGCCUGGAGCACCCGCUGCCCGGCCACCACCCGUCGAGCGAGGCGCAGCGGUUCACCGACAUCCUGGCGCAUCCUCCCGGGGACUCGCCCAGCCCGGAGCCCAGCCUGCCCGGGCCACUGCACUCAAUGUCCGCCGAGGUCUUCGGACCCAGCCCGCCCUUCUCGUCGCUGUCGGUCAACGGCGGGGCGAGCUACGGGAACCACCUGUCUCACCCCCCCGAAAUGAACGAGGCGGCCGUGUGGUAGCGGGGGUCGCACGAGGUCCGCGGAGUUCGUGGUUGUACAGAAAUGAACCUUUAUUUAAGAAAAAUAGGAAAAAGAAAAAAAAAAAACUUAAAGCAAGUCAUCCCGCCCCCCUCAACUUCCUCCAGCCUCGAGGACCAUUUUCCGUCUGGGGAGACCGGAUGGGAAAGGGGGACACGAAAUAGGAUCCAAACCUGCCUGGAAGAAGGACUGGGAUCCCUGCGCUGGCUGGCAAGGUGCAGAACUGGGGCUUCCGAAGGGAAAUGGAGACCGCUCCCCACCUCCCACCUGGACCCGGAUUCCCGGACAGACACCGCGGGCGUGAGCGCGAGGCCGGCGGGCGGCAAGAAAACAACCAGGGCAGCCGCGGGAGCGGCCAGCCGAUGGUGACGCCGGGAACCGUGGGGAGGGAGGCUGCGCUUGUAGCCGCUGGAGGGAGGUGAUGCGACCGGGGGCGCUCCGGGCCAACCAGGAGGGUCCUGGAUCUGGGAAGUCUGUUAGUUGUUGUCUCAGAGUUCAGCAACAGCGACAACAAACUCUUAUAGCUUCAGAAACGCCGACCUGCUGUGCAUCAGGUGGGACUAUAUAUAUAUAUUUUUUGUCUAUCUGGGUUUUUUGGUUUUUUUGUUUUUGCCAAAAUUGCAAAAUUCUAAAUGUAAAGCCCUCAGUAUCAACUCUUCUACCUUCACAAGGCUCUACACACACAGAUACACACAGACACCCACCCACACACACAGACACAGACACAAACGAUAGGACGGUCUCUAGCCAGACCUCUCAGUAAAAUGACUUGAACAUCAGCUGUACAAGAAAAGUAUUCUACCUUCACACACACAAAAUUUUUUUAAAAAGACUAUUGAACUAAAAACAGUCAACUGUUUACGUAUAAUGUUAAAUUCAGGAGUUCAGUGUUUUACUAAUAUAACCUGUUUUGAAACCUCUUGUUCAAAACAAAAUGUUUUGAGCAAUCAACCAAAAUUGUUCAUUUUCUUUUCCUGUAGAUGUUCUGACAGAUUUGCAGGGCUCACAGCUCACUGUGCUAGUAUGUAAAAAGGUGUUGUUUACACAAGGCAAAGAGAAAACAUGAUAUUCAGAAAUUUGCCAAAUAGAAUAAUUAUAGCACAAAUACUGUAAAGGUGCCUGGCACCACAACCUGAGAACGUGUUAAAAAAAAAAAAGUGUUACAAGGUUUAAAAAAAAAAAAAUCUUUGCUAAUUUUUAGUCCUGUUGAACAUUCAUGGAAUUGUUAAUAUGACUUAUAUAGACCCACACAGGUUUUAUUUUUGUGUCUUUAAAAUAAAAGUCCAAAAUAUUUAAAUUUUAUGGUCAAAUAUGCAGUCAACAGCUGCUACUUUUUUCUUUAUAUAUUAAAUUUCUCAUAUGUCUUUUAUUGUUCUGAUAACCUAAGCUUGUGUGACCUCCAGUGCAUAUUAGACCAUUCACUGUAUGAAAGAAAACAUGUUGAAUAAAUUUGUGAGUUUUUAAUAAAAAUAGAAAAUCUGA
Messenger RNA from Sus scrofa (pig), 3157 nucleotides. It is a transcript of the gene LHX1, whose product is annotated as LIM homeobox 1. Gene Ontology annotation, molecular function: DNA-binding transcription factor activity, RNA polymerase II-specific; zinc ion binding; RNA polymerase II transcription regulatory region sequence-specific DNA binding. NCBI's taxonomy places the organism in Eukaryota, Metazoa, Chordata, Mammalia, Artiodactyla, Suidae. Gene Ontology annotation, cellular component: nucleus. The record is from RefSeq and is a predicted model, not a curated record. Gene Ontology annotation, biological process: neuron differentiation; regulation of transcription by RNA polymerase II.